This is a messenger RNA of Plasmodium gaboni, 2796 nucleotides long. Its product is annotated as putative phosphatidylinositol 3- and 4-kinase. The record is from RefSeq and is a predicted model, not a curated record. NCBI's taxonomy places the organism in Eukaryota, Apicomplexa, Aconoidasida, Haemosporida, Plasmodiidae. The transcript is spliced from 4 exons. Bases 1 to 2796 code for a protein of 931 amino acids.
AUGGGAAGCAGUAGCUUGCCGAUGUCCCAACAAAUGUAUUUUAGUACACACAAUGCAUUAAGAAUAAAUGAAGAAAAUGAUGUUAUAAAUACUUUAUUUUAUGAAAUAAAUGGAAGUCGACAUAUAAGUUUAUUAAUAUUUCCAUUUUAUGAUGUUCAAAUGUUAAAAAGAUUAUUGAUUAAGAAAUUAAAUUUACCAGGUGGUGUUAAAGUAAAUGAUAUCAUUAUAUUUUAUAAAGGAAUAAAAUUACCAAAUUAUCGUAUUAUAAGUACAUAUAUAGAUAAUAAUAAUAAUAGAAAUGAUAAAAAAAAAAAAAAAAAAAGAAUUAAUAAAUUAUAUUGGGCUAUCAAAGAUACUAAUCCAAAUGCUUCUAUACGUGUUAUUGAUAGUUCUAAGAAUUAUCCAGAAUUUUUUGAAGAUAUAUUAAAUGAAAUUAAAUUAUCAUUUAAAAAAAACAUUGCUCCUAAAUUAACUAUGGAUGGUACCGGAGGGACCUAUUUAUUAUAUAAUGCAAAAAAAAAAAUAUGUUCUGUCUUUAAACCUUUAGAUGAAGAAGCAUUUGCUCCUUUCAAUCCUCGGGGUUAUGAAGGCAAAAUGUAUCAAGAGGGUUUUCGUGCUGGCGUAUUAUCUGGUGAGGGUGCUAGUAGAGAAAUUGCAGCUUAUCUAUUAGAUAAUUGUUAUAAUAAUUUUAGUAAUGUUCCUUGUACUAUUAUGGUCGAAGCUUGUAAUCCUCAUUUUAAUAAUAAAAGUAAAUUAAAAUAUGUUGAUAAAGAAACCAACUUAAAAUGGAAAUGUGGAUCAUUACAAGAAUUUAUUGAUUCUAGAGAAAGCGUAGGAAAUUAUGAUUAUAAACAAUUUAGUAUAAGAGAUAUUCAUAAAAUUGCAAUCUUAGAUAUUAGAGUAAUGAACCUAGAUAGAAAUGAUGGUAAUAUAUUAGUCUCUCCUUUGAAAACAUUAAAAGAUUCUUGUAACCAGUUUGUUUAUAGAAAUAAUAAAUUUGCAAGUUCUAAUAAUGAGGAUAUCUUGAAGAGAAUCAUCACAAUAGACAAAAAGCCUUCCCGAUAUACUUUAAUACCUAUAGAUCAUGGGCUUAUACUUCCCCACAUUAUGGACGUUGCUGAAAUUGAUUUGGUGUGGUUUGAAUGGCCCCAAAUAAAGAUUCCUUUAGAUGAUGAAGAGCUGGAAGUUGUCUUUUCGUUCGAUCCAGAUAAAGAUGCCGAAAAAAUACGAAACAAAUUACUAAUAAGAGAAGAUUGUAUACGUACUAUGAGGGUAUGUACACGGCUUUUACAAAUAGGAGCAAAAAUGCAUCUAACCUUAUAUGAAAUAGCAAGGAUAAGUACCAGGAAAAAUAUUGACGAAGAAUCGAUCCUAGAGCACCUAGUAAAGGAUUCAAUCACACAGGCUUACCAAAUGAUGGAUUAUACAUCCCUUAUGAGCACAAACAGAUUAGGAUACAUCCUAGAUCUGGCCGAAAUUAAAAUGAAUAAGAAAAAAAAAAAUAUCAAAAGUAAAACCGUAGAAAUUAAUGAUGAUAAGAUAUUAAAUCAGCUCUAUGAAAAAAAUGAAGAAAAUAUUUUUUUUAAUGAGAAGAGAGAAACAACACCAGGAGAGGAAAGCUUGAAAAGUUCUCUGAGUUUAAAAAAAGAUCAUCAAAAUAUACAAUCGAAUAUUUAUAAUAAAAAUAUUAGUAGUAAUAAUAUAAUGAGAGAUGCUGAUGAAAUGAUGUCAAUUAACAGUUCUUCAAACACAACCAAUAGUAUAAAAAAUGUUAGAAUAGCAAAUGAAACUUAUAAAAAUAUAUACAACAAUAAUGUGAUAAAAAAUAAAAACUUAGAAAAUAUUGAUUUGAUGAAUAUAACAAAACAAGUUAACAAUAUAAAUUUGUGUUUAAAUAUAAAAAAAGAAGAUAAUGAAAUAAAUAAAGAUAAAAAUGAUAUCAGUCUUCAACAAAAUAAUAUAAAUAACUCUCCUUUGAAUUCUAUGAUAAGUGCUAAUAACGAAUGUGCAAACACAACAGAAAAUAAAAAUAUGACCAUACAGUUAAAAAAAGAAACCUUAUCAAUUAAUUCAUCAGAUCAUGUAUUAAAUAAACCAUUAGAUAGUUUAUUAAAUGAACCAUUAGAUAAUUUGUUAGAAAAUAUUUCUGCUGCAGUAUCGGAAGUAUCACAAGCAUCACAAGUAUCAGAAGUAUCAAUAGUAUCAGACUUAUCAGACAUUUCUAAUCAUACAUCCAACCCUUCUGAUAAAAUAAAAGUCGAUAGGAAGGUUAAAAAGAAGAAGAAAAAAAAAGACUGUGAUAAUAUGGAUGGCUAUCAAAAGGAUCAAAUGGAUUAUGCAAAUGGUGAUGACGGCCAUAAAAUUAAUAGCGAUGAUAAUAUCAUAAAAAAAGAAGAUAAAAUGAUAAACCAGGUGAAAAGUAAUUUAAAUCAUAAUGAAGAAGAGGAGGAGGAAGAAGAAGAGGAAGAAGAGGAAGAAGAAGAAGAAAAUGAUGAUUAUGAAGUAGCAUUCAAAAAACCCUCAGGUACUAUAAAAAGAAUAAGUGAAAAUACAGGAACAGCAUAUAGAAGUAUGGAGAUGAAUAAAAUUAAUUCUAUAUGGAUGAUAAGAGAUAAAAAUAAUAAAAUAAUAAAUGUAAAAUGGGAGAAUAAAAUAUUUGAGAAAUUAUUUUUUGAAACAUUUGAAAAUUAUAUAAAAAAAUAUAUUAAUGAUUAUCAUCCGGAUUGGAGGAAUUAUCCAUAUAACGGAUCAAAAAUAUCAACAACAAAACAUGCUUAUCUAAAUAAUAUAAAAUGA